AUGUCUGGUUAUAAGCGCAUGCGGCGGCAGCACCAGAAGCAGCUGAUCGCCCUGGAGAACAGGCUGAAGGCGGAGAUGGAUGAGCUUAGGCUCCGGUUGCAGAAAGAAGUGGAGACCCACGCAAACAACACUUACAUAGAACUGGAGAGACUGGCCAAACGGCACGCUGUUCACACAGACAAAGAGUUAAAGGCAGCUACAGCAGAGGAGAAGAGGAUCCAGCAACAGAUCAUUGCCCAGCAAAAGAAGGAGCUGACCACCUUCUUAGACAACCAGAAGAGAGAGUACAGGCUCUGUAAAGAGAAGAUCAAAGAGGAGAUGAAUGAGGACCCCAGUACACCCAAGGAGGAGAAGCAGGAGCGUCUGUCCAGGCACAAGGAGACGGUGCAGCGCUCACAGGCUGAUGAUGAGGCCCAUCUCCUUGACCAGCAGAGGCUGGUCUAUGACAGGAGUUGCCGGGCCAUGAAACGCAGGACACUAGUCAGGAGGCACGAGUUUGAACACGAGCAAAUGAGAGAGGAGCUGAAUAAGAAGAAGACCCAGAAGGAGAUGGAGCAGGCCCUGAUGAUCCGACAGGACGAGUCCACUCAGGAGCUGGAGCGCAGGCAGCUGCAGACACUGCAGAGGCUCCGUGUUGAGCUGAUCCGCCUGCAGCACCAGACCGAGUUGGAGAACCAGGAGGAGUACAACGGCCGGCGGCAGAGAGAGCUGCACAGGAAGCACGCCCUAGAGCAGAGGCAGCAGCCCCGGAACCUCAAGAUGUUGGAGAUGCAGAUCAAGAAACAGUUCCAGGACACGUGUAAAGUGCAGAACAAGCAGUACAAAUCCCUGAGGAACCAUCAGCUUGAGGUCUCUCCUAAGAGUGAGCACAAAGCCAUCCUAAAGUCACUGAAGGAGGAGCAGACACGCAAGCUCGCCGUGCUGGCCGAGCAGUACGAGCAGAGCAUCAACGAGAUGAUGGCCUCACAAGCGAUGCGUCUGGAGGAGGAGCAGCAAGGAGAGUGCCAGGCAUUGAAGCAGCAGCUGCAGCAGGAGAUGGAGCUCCUGGAUGCCUACCAGAACAAGACCAAGGCCCAGACAGAAGCCCAACACGAGCAGGAGCUGCAGAAGCUGGAGCAGGAAGUUUCCUUACGCAGGGCCCACCUGGAACAAAAGAUUGAAGAGGAGCUGGCCUCACUUCAGAAGGAACGCACUGAAAGGAUCAAGCACCUGUUUGAACGGCAAGAGAGGGAGAUGGACGCUUUCGAUGCAGAGAGCGCUAAGCUGGGGUUUGGGAGCUUAGGAUCACUGGACUUCCCCAAGGAGGACGACAGAUGAAAAUGGAUGUGUGUGUGGAGGACUCUUUGCUUCUGGUGUAUGGUGUAGACACGUGCUUGCACGGUUUCACUGUCGACUUGACCAUUGUCAACCUCCACAGUGACAAUGCUGGAUAACUCUCUUUUUCUCUCUAGUCUUUUAGAUACCACAUCACAGCAUAGUGCUGUCAUGUGCCAGGGGAACUACUUUUGUGCAAUUUAAAAAAGGGGGAAAAUAAAACAAGAGGAAUUCAAAACACAAGACUAAAGCAAGACAAACCAAGAAAGAAUGCUUAUCAAAAAUAAGAACUGACUCUUUACUCCAUGCCGUCACAGCUCCUUUUGGUAUAAAAUUCAGGAAAUUUUAGUAAAAAUGAGCACUUUGAUAUGUUUAAGUAUUAACCAUGUUCAUAUAAUGCUUAAUGCGUAUGUCACAUGGAGGGGCAUUGUGGAAUGUGAUCUGCGGACUACACCGUGAUGUUUAGCUGCUUCAUCUUUCUUCUCAGAGAAUGUGAAUAAUACUGGAUGUGAAUACUGUGAGCUAAAAAGAGGGUAUGGGGACGGUGUCAGAUGUAUGUACGCAGUUUUAUGGAGAGCUUUUACUUAAUUCCAUAUUGAGCUAAAGAAUAUAGUCCUUCACUUUUUUAAACAAUUACGAUAUUUAUGUUCCAUUGUUCAGUAUUUAGGAUUUAUUGGCAUCAGUUUGAUCAAGGUGUGUAUUUUAUCACAAUGAUUCAACUCAGUAAAACUGCUUAUUGUUGCAUGCACUUUAAAGACACAUUCAGGUUGUGAAGUAAAGCAUGAAUCUGUCAAGAGAUUUUAGCCGUUUGUAAAUAAGUGGUCAUAGCAUUUUUGUUUUAAUGCCUAUUGAUACUGAACAUAAGCGCCAUAUUAGAUAUGACAAUUUCACAAAUGCCUUUAUUUAAGUUGUGCCUAUGAAGCGGUUUUCAUUUGUCGUUCUUUCAUGUUUGUUUAGCACGGCCAACACCAUUGUUUGUUCCAUUCCAAUUUGUGAAUAAUUUAAUGUUCACUAAUCAAAGGUAUUGUAAAGGAAAUGGUGAGAAUUGUGCUGUAUAACUUUUGAUAUAAAUAUUUGUAUUUGAGAACCUAACUAGGAGAUACAGAAGAUGUGGUCGAUUACUUGAUGAAGGAACUUCACAUUAUAAUUUGGAAUGUUUUUUUUUGUCACAAAUAAAACUGACAUGGUAAUACAGUAGAUCAACAUACUGAAAACGAAUCACUGCAGACUUAUCAGAUUGUAUAAAAACAGUUUAAUGAUAUCACAGAAUUACUGUAAAUACAUAUUUUUUAAAGAUGUCUGGCAGGUGGUUGCUUUGUUCUGGGUUGCAUUCAAGUCAUAGCUGUUUAGCUACCAGAUGUACAAUGUUUUGUAGUGUUCACGGUUGUUAUUACACAUAAGGUUGCACAAUGUGUCCAUUACAGUGACUUGAUUUCUACUAUCACCAUCAGCCUUUGUGAUCCUGUGACACAGACAGAAGACCAGAUUGAAUGUCUGUCUAUGGAUGUUACAAACUAUUUCAAAGUGUCCAGGGUGAACAGUUUCAAAAGAUUUCUUGAAUGCAACCCUGGUAUUUUGACAGUUGCCUCCAAACUCUCCUGUUCCCUAUACAUUGAUAAGUGAUGGAAAUCAUGCUCUUCAUAGUGGUGGGCUGGGCAAGUGAGAUUGAGAAUGGUAUAAUAUCUGACACAAAUGCAAGAGAACUAACUUUGGAAUUCGAAAUACAUGAAUAAACAACUAAUAUUUUAAAUGUGAACAACCCAGUAUGGCAUUGUUUAUACCCCCAGACUUAUGGCUCCUUGCAAGAAUUCAAGUGUCAAAGUUAUUUAGUAGGACUCAUUUUUGGAAUGAUUUGCUGUAAAUUACUCCUUUGAAAGCAAAAUAUUUUGAGUUUGGAAGGUUUUUCAGAUUGUAACUUUUGUUGACAAAUGGUUAAGAUCCAUAUGCUAUUUUCUCUGGGUUGGUUGAAAAUGGUUUAAACCUGUUAUGAACCAAAGUGUUUAUGUGGACUUCAGUUAUAAAGAAAUAUGUAUUUAGCUAGAAUAAAGGGGACUUUCCUAAACUAAGCCAUGCAGCAUUUCCUGUGUGGCACAGACAAAAUAAAAGAGAUUCUCUUGAAACAUGA
Messenger RNA from Oncorhynchus nerka (sockeye salmon), 3439 nucleotides. Its product is annotated as serine/threonine-protein kinase TAO3-like. Lineage: Eukaryota; Metazoa; Chordata; Actinopteri; Salmoniformes; Salmonidae. Gene Ontology annotation, molecular function: protein serine/threonine kinase activity. Gene Ontology annotation, cellular component: cytoplasm. The transcript is spliced from 7 exons. Gene Ontology annotation, biological process: regulation of cytoskeleton organization; protein phosphorylation. Bases 1 to 1317 code for a protein of 438 amino acids. The record is from RefSeq and is a predicted model, not a curated record.